CUGGUUCAGAAGUUGAAUUUUAUUGGAACACUAAGGUAAUCACUCGGUGCUAUCGGGUACAGACACUAUUCAAGCGUGCGCGCAGUGCGAAACACGGGGCGUCGGUCAUAGCUCAUUGGUGAAAUACGCCAUCUGGUCGGCGGGAGUUUCGCCUUGUUUCGCCUUGGGUUAUUUCGGGUCAAUGCCGAGACAGCGACGGAGGAAUAUCUCUCAGAACGCUGUCCAUAAGAUCCAUGAAGCCCGGACCAUUCAGCUCUCGCAUCACGGGACCGUACUCUUCCCGCAGCUCUCUAUCACUCGCCAACCGCGCCAAAAACCAAAAGAAACGCAUCAUCUUGGUCUGUGCGACCGGCACCUCUGGGUCGCCUGCCUCCUCGGGUGCUGGCGCGGCCUCGAUCACAGAAUACGGGUACCACACGUUGUUUCGGAUGCGCACCCACCUCGUCUCGCUCACGAGCACGCACUGCAUGAGAGCGGACGACCGUCUUCCCCACUUGCGCACGGCCUCCAACUCCAGGCCGAGCCGGUUUACCAUGUCGAGAUCAGCCAGCCUGCCCGUGCGGCUGAUGUCGAUUUGCCUGAGCUCGCGCAAGGCGGGCAGCGCGUCGGCGACCGAAUCGUAGAAGGCCUCCGGCAGCAGCAUCAGCGCACGACCUCCACACGGGCUCUGCCCCGCAAAUGCACACACACACACCUCCAGCUCGUCCAUGUCCUCCUCGCCCCCCUCGUCGUCGGCCGCUUCAAGCACGUGGUGCAGCCGCAGCUCCCGCACGCCGGGCAUGUGCGCGCCGACCGCACGCAGUAGCUGCGUCUCCCAGCGCGCGCACACGCUCGCGAACAUCUCGAUCGUCGCGCCGGACGCGCCGAGCGCGCCGAGCACGCUCCCGGGGCGGUCGAUGUCCCACGGGCCCCAUACGAGCGUGAGCUCCGACACGCGGCGCGACCCGGGGACGACCGCGCAUGCCAGCGCCGCCGUGCCGUAGAACGUCUCCAGGCGCGGCAUGCGGACCGCGGGCAUGUGUACCGGGAACGCGUCGUAGUCGACAGGCGGCAACGUGCCCAGGUGCUUCAGGUGCGGGUUGAGCUGCAGGAAGGCCGGGAGGCUCGGGGACCAGAUCAGGCUGCACCGCGUCAGGGAGGGGAGGUGGCAUGUCGCGAGCGCCGCGAAUAUGUCCUCGUUGAGGAGCACCUCGAGGACGCUGAGGUUGCGCAGCUGGGUCAGCGCGGCGCGGAAGAGCCGGGUGAACGAUGCGAGGAUGCGGGCCGGCGGAGGCAUCGACCUGGAAAUAGACCGGGCAUUAGCAUAUAGGCUGGUUUCAGAGGAAGGACAGCGAAGGUGGGAGGAGGAGUGGAGACUGACAAAAUCAGACUCCUCACAUGGGCCGCGAGAUCCACCUUCGAGCUCAGCGUCCUGAAACAUCGCAUGGCGCGGGACAGCGCCAGCGCUCCCUGUAUGCGCACCGUGCGAUACAGAUGCCGGGUGCAUAUUUGGCUGAAUCGUCUGCAUGCCAGCCCCAAGGCGAUCAGAUCGGAUGCGCUGGCGUAAGAGGCGAUGAGGUCGACGAGUUCGGUCGGCAGUGAGGACAUCGGAAAAGGCCUGAGCUGGUGACCGAAAAUCUG
This is a messenger RNA of Mycena citricolor, 1620 nucleotides long. The record is from the annotation of a GenBank genome assembly. Lineage: Eukaryota; Fungi; Basidiomycota; Agaricomycetes; Agaricales; Mycenaceae.